This is a messenger RNA of Aspergillus caelatus, 1015 nucleotides long. RefSeq lists its product as uncharacterized. The transcript has a single exon. Bases 609 to 896 code for a protein of 95 amino acids. Lineage: Eukaryota; Fungi; Ascomycota; Eurotiomycetes; Eurotiales; Aspergillaceae. The record is from RefSeq and is a predicted model, not a curated record.
GCUUUUACAGCGAUGGACGCAUAAAGAGCUAGCAAAGACCAGGCAAACCUUAGUCUCAUCGCACACUACUACCCGCCAAUACUUUACAGACUAGUCAUGAGUGACAGAGGCAGUUAUGCCCUUGGACUAAAGUCCGUUGCUAGGCACAGUGACUCUCCUUCUCCUCGUCUGCCGUGCCCAUGCGAAUGAUGCUUCUAUUGCCGCUGCUUAAUAAAUUACCACUGGGCAUUUUCUGCUUCUGCUACUGCUCUUCGUUCAUCUCCCAGUGCUGGACCUGAGCGAAUAUGAGUACAUGGACGUCACAGCUCUAUAGGUACUUUGGCAGGAAUUUCUAUAAUGGAAUAUUCAUGUACCUCAAGACAAGAAAGGAAGUGGUAUCUCGAAAGAGGAUGCAGAAGAAGGCUUGAAAGCCUUCAGAGAGGCUUACUAUGCUGCGGAACAACCUUUACUGGAGGCUUGAGACCCUGGGCCAACUUUGAACGUGAUGUCGAGGCGGCCUACGAACGCCUUGCAUGGAAUCAGCACCUGAUCGACCACCAGCAGAGGUCGGGUAAGGUGUCAGGGUGGAAUGUUCAGCUUAAAUAAAUCGCCGUGGUAGACACGUCGAAAUGUCUAGACCUCAGUGUGUCGCAGUCCCGAAAGCUGAAUACCAGCGAAGUCCGGUCGUCAGCAUGGUUAUAAUGCACGGCGAUCCAUUCCGUAUUACCGUAUCUCACAAGAAUGACCUCGAAGGUGUACAAUGGAAGGCACUAUCGAGCGCCCCGGACGCGCCUGAGCCCAGCCCAAUUACGGUCGCCGUUGGAAUGCUUUUAGAUAUUGAAGGCACCCCACUCCAGAACAAGGUGGCAGCUGUAUACGGGAAUAUAUUGUCUGCGAAUUGUUCUCUUUUAUUGUGAUGCGAUCACGCAGGGGUCUAUAAAUUUAUCUUUAUACCUUGCCUGCGUCUGUUAGAUAUUUAAUCGGUGUUCUUCUUCUUGUCUUUGAAUUAAUUGGGAAAGUUGCUACAGCUCGUAUA